UCAUCUCUCUCUCUCUCUCUCUGCGCUUGCUCAUUCUAGAUUAGCUUUGGUAAACCAAAACGACGUAGUUUUAGGCUCUCACCAUAAAACCCUAAGAUUUCAAUCUCUCUCUAGCUUUCUUCAUCAAAUCGUAUAGCUUCGAAGCCUCAGCUCUCUUUUCGCAGCGAAUCAGAUUCCGAUUCUUCGUUUCAACCAGUCCAAUUUCAAACCGGUCACUGAAGUGAUAUAUAGUAAGAGGUGAACAUAGGGUGAAAAAAUGACUGAUGAAAGAGGAGUACACCCAGAUUGCAGAAAUGCAUCAAAUCCUUACCAUGAAUGCAGUGAAUAUUGUUUCCAGAUCAUCGCUGAAGCCAAGGCUCGGAUGGAGCAAAGGGGACCAGCACUAGUGCAAGCUGGUGGUAGGAUUAGUCAGUCCAGUUCUGGAGCUCAAGAACAGGAUGAAGAUUUACAUGAUGACAGACAAGAUUCUGAUGAACAUGCUGAUGGGGAUAGAGAAUAUCCUGUUGUGGAGAGUGUAGAUGUCACAAAUCUCACUGGGAGAAAGAAGAAAUUGUGGGAGUUGAGAAAUAUGAUGAUGAAGGCGAAAGGUGACAAUCAAAAAGAAAUAGCUGCUGAAAAGAAAAGAAUGGAAGCUCCCACUGAGUCAAGGGGCAUUUCUAAACAAAAAUGGCUUGACGAUAGGAAGAAAAAAAUUGGCAAACUUUUAGAUGCAAAUGGUUUGGAUAUGACAAAGGCUUAUAUGCUAGAUACACAAGAGUCAGCAGAGGGAAAAUAUAAGAAAUGGGAGAAGGAUCCUGCUCCAUAUGGUUGGGAUGUUUUCAAUCAGAAAACUUUGUACGAUGCGUACAAAAAGCGGACAAAGAAUGUUGAGGUUGACUUAGAAGAAUAUAACAGAAUGAAAGAAGCCGAUCCUGAGUUCUACCGUGAUGCUUCAAGUCUCCAAUAUGGAAAGGCACCAAAGACCUCAGAGGAAAAGAUUGAUAGGAUGGUGAAGGAACUCAAAGAUCGGGACGAGAAGCGCAAGUCAUUUAGCAGGAGGAGGAAAUUCCAUGAAGAGAAGGAUAUUGACUCAAUCAAUGACCGUAAUGAGCAUUUCAACAAGAAGAUUGAACGAGCCUUUGGUAGAUACACGCUGGAGAUCAAGAACAAUCUUGAGAGAGGAACUGCGUUGCCCGACUAAGUUGAUUGCCUAGAGUAAUGAACUGUGUUUUGAUGAUGUUGUCUAAUUGUACAACCCAUCUAUCAAAUGGAGUUAAUGCCCUUGACUGAAAUGUGGAAAAUUUGAUUCUCCAAAAUUUACUAAUGUAGGUUGGAUGGUAAUGACCAUUAUCAUUCUUCCGCUAGCCUGUUGCCAGAGCAUGAUAUAUUGAUAUGCAUUAGUGUGGAAGUAAA
Messenger RNA from Quercus robur (English oak), 1392 nucleotides. RefSeq lists its product as uncharacterized. NCBI's taxonomy places the organism in Eukaryota, Viridiplantae, Streptophyta, Magnoliopsida, Fagales, Fagaceae. Gene Ontology annotation, cellular component: post-mRNA release spliceosomal complex; Prp19 complex; catalytic step 2 spliceosome. The record is from RefSeq and is a predicted model, not a curated record. The transcript is spliced from 6 exons. The coding region runs from base 257 to 1180 and encodes 307 amino acids.